UCGAGCUUUCAAAAUCCCAAUCGGCCACCAUUGUUGCGAUUGAACCUUGUGCAAAGUUUUACGAAGUUUGCAUUUUUUAGAUAACUAUUAGUGGUUUUUAAGUUUUUUCUUACGUAAACAUAGUGAAAGAUAUUCUGCGAAUUUAAAUCAAGUAUCAAAAAUAACCUCUAGUGCAUAUUUUCAAACGCUUAACGCGAUCAAAAUGUCACGCGAAGUGAGCAUCAGAUCCGUGAACACCAUACCACACUCGAAAUAAAAGUGAUUUAUUUUGAAAUAAGCGUAUCAAAAACUGUAAAUAAGUGUUGUUAUCAUGCCAGGAUGCUUAUAAGAAAUGAUAGUUACAUGUGACACAAACGUGCGCCGAUGAAAACAUUUAAGAAAUUUCUGUACACGUCGUAAAGGAGCGCAGUUACGCGGGUGAAAACUUUAAACUCGCCGGUAUCAUUAUGGUGGACUGAAGUAACAAUUGUUGGAGCAUUGGAAUUCAUUGAGUGAUUAAAGUGCCCUGAGGCUUCCGCACACAAUGUCAGGCGGGUCGCAACAUAACCCGAACGGAAGGCAAUCACAGCUUGGUAGUGGCUGGAGUCCUUUGCAGUUACAGGUGGCGAAUCUGCUAGCGCGCGCGCCGCAAGCGCACAUGGCGUCCGAGCGAGGCGUGACGUGGCACACGCCGACGCCUCCUCCCCACCUCUACCACGUGCCGGCGCCUUCGCCCCCCGAUCCGUUGCAAGCCAUGAAGGCGGGCGGCAACUCGGUGUUCCGGCACACGGCGACGCCACCUGAGCUAUACCGGCAUACCCCCACGCCGCCAGAUAAACAUUUGUUAAGGCAUACACCGUCACCUGGUGAUGUCAAAGCAGGUUCGGCGAUACCGCCUGCAGACUUGUACCCGCAUUUAGGACCUAGCAGAGAUAAGCUAGUCCGCGCGGAAGAGCUCCUAGCGUACGCGCGCGGCGGCGUCGACCUCACAGUCGGAUCGCGGGGCGCGAACGGCUCCCCCGCCCCGCACACCGCGCCCUCCCUCUCGGUGCGCGAUGCGCCCACGAUCAACAGUCUGAUCGCGCGCGCCGCGCCGCACGCACGUCCGUCGCACGCGCGGGUCGACGCGCUACUGGAGCGGCUGUCGGCGGCGCCGGCGCCCGCGUCGCCCCACUCGGUGAUCGUGCACUCGCGGGCAGCGCCGACGCCCUCGCCGCCAUCGUCUAAUGAGGACUCAGCGGACUCAUGCGGCGCGCCGCCCGGCUCGAAACGGAAGCGGAAACCGGAGCGCACGAUACGCGUGCCCGUGCCCCCUCCCCCCGCGCCCGCGCCGGCCCCCUCCCCCGUUGCCCCCGCCCCUGCGCCCGCCGCGCCCCGCGCCCCCACCCCGCACACACCCACCCCUCCCCGCGGCACUCCCACCCUCCCGCUAGAAAACGGCGACGCGCACGCACACAAUGGCCCGCAUAAACCGGAUAGACCCCCCUCUCCCCCGCAACAGCCAGAACCUCACGCCCGCAGAAAAACCCGCGCCGACUCCGCAGAGACCAUAGACGAUAUCGCCGCUAUGAUCGCCAACACGGAGCGCGGGUCGAGAGAUAUACCCGAACCACCGCCGCUGCCAAUCGAACCGGACACCCCAGUUACCAUCGACAAGCUAAAAAGUGUCUUAGCCAGCCCUGAACCGGAAAAAUCGCCGACACACGAAAAACCACCAGAAAUAACGCCAAAAUCACCCCCGAAAUCACCGCCCAAAUCGCCCAAGGAAAUACUAAAGUCGCCACCGAAAAAAGAUGAUCUGGAACCUCCUCCAACAGCCGCGGCACCGAGACGCAGAAGUGCAAGAACGAACUCGGAAUCGACUAACGUUCCUGUUGAAUCACCGUCUGAAGCAAAGCCAGCGGAGCCAGAAGCGAGCGAAACGAAAACAGCAGAACCGACUUCCGCUAGUUUUGUUGAAGUCGAAAACCAGUUAGAGAAAAUGUUUGCGGGUAUAGAAGAAGUACCCGCGGAAUCUAAAGUGGACGAAAAGGCAACGAAAGCGAGGAAAAGACGGAAAUCGGCACCAACUAAAGGGGAAAAGAAGGCAUCGAAACGGUCGAGUAGACGGUCUACGGGAGACGAGCCCGCGAGACGGAAGGUCGCGAGGAAAAAGAUGGGGAAUAAAAAGGAGGCGGUCAAGGAUGCGUAUGAUUCCGGAAGCAAUGCUAGUUCUAGUCGGUCGAGAGGCCCGUAUAUACAGAUCGUGGGUCCGCGCGACUCGCCCGUGUCGGUGUCGGUGGUGAACGCGACGGACGAGGAGCGGCGCGGCGGCGAGGAGUGGCGCGGCGUGCGCGCGCGCGGCCUGCACGCCAGCACGCUGGGCCUGCGCUACGACGCGGCCACGCCCGACGCCACGUGGCGCUGCGCCUUCUGCGAGCGCGGCCCGCACGCCGCCGCCCUGGGCGACCUGUUCGGGCCCUACACCGCGCCCACCGCCUGCGCCGAGUACAGGGCGUUAGACGAAGCGUCGCAACAACGCUUCCCCACGGUAGAGGGCGGCGUGGAGGUGUGGUUCCACGAGGCGUGCGCGGUGUGGGCGCCCGGGCUGGUGGCGGCGGGCGCGCGCGUGUGGGGCCUCGCGCCCGCCGUGUGGGGCUCGCGGGGCUCCAGGUGCGCGCACUGCGCCGCGCCCGGGGCCCCGCUGGCCUGCGCCGCGCGCCCGUGCCGCGCCCGCGCGCACCUGCCCUGCGCCAAGGCCAACAAGUGGCAACUGGACAAUGACAACUUCAGUGCCACGUGUCCCCGCCACGCCUAGCGAUCGCCCCGCCCCCCACACACUGCCAGUUGAUGUGCGUAGUGCCGCGUGAUCGAGUGUAGUGCCGUGUAGUGAGUUUCCAGUUACCGACAGACCGUGCAUCGGGACACAGACUUUUGGUUCUCGUUAUCGUAUAGGGACCAAUGAACGUUUCGGAUGAUGUCUCGCCGUGGUGUUCGUCGCUCGUCUUUAAUAUGAAUCCUCGUAAGUGCUAAUGAGCAAUACUGUUCGCUGUGAAAACCCUGUUCGACUGUAACAUAUUCGCCGGUGCAAAUCAUGUUUUAGCACAAAUUAUUUCUAUGUGAUAGAUGCGCGCGAUACGUAUGAGUGUGUUGGAUAUUGAAAUUUUAAUAAUUGUAUCUUUUAUGACGUUGUUACGAGAGUUUUGUAUCAAAUUUUACGAAAUUUUGUUGACGUUAACGCUGUCAAUACUCAAAGCUGACUUUCAGUGAACUUAGUUUCCAUGAACUGUACAUAUUGUAUCUGACGAUGGAAUCUCUAAUCAAGUUGCGUUAAUGCCCUUAUGAUAUAGUUUUUUAUUGCCAAAUAAGUGCAACUAUUGCCAGCGAUCGGUUUAUCUCUUUUUGUUUUAUCAAGUUGUCAUCAGGGUGUUCUGAUGCCAAAUUGCUUACAGGUUGAGGAUCAAACAUUUGUUUUGUAUUGUUAAAUAUAACCCAGUGACAAUUCUCACAACUAGACAAACAAUUAUAUUCUUUAUUGUGACUAUGGGCUAUGAAUAAAUUAAGGUGAAAAUCAAUGUAAUUUCAUUCCAGGAUUAUCCUAUUUGUAUCAAUCGAGACAGGAGAAUUAUGAAGUUUGGAAAUCUCACUAAUACCAAGUACAUAUAUCUAAUUGUAGUAUAGAAAAUUGUAGAUAUAUACUUUGUUAAAGUUUUAGAUCUAAUUUAUUCAUUGCAGUGACAUUUGUAAAUAGAUACACAGCUGUCGGAACGGAAUGUACAUAUAGUUAAAAUGUAUAUAGCAGUUUAUAGCAUCAGGACACCAUAAUAUUUAUAAUGUAUAUAUAGUAUUGUUGUAAGUUAUGUGAUCAAUUCAUGGAAAGUAAAACUAUUUUGACAGAUUAAGACAUGUGAAAAAGAAUCAUUAACAUUGUAUUUAAUAAAAUUGUUAGUUUUCUCGCUUGAGUUUAACAUUUUUAAGGACUACAUAAAAAUCUUAGUCUAAUUGUGAUAAUUACUAGGAAUUUGUGAACUGACAAAAAAUUGGCUGAUCAAAAACAAAUUUUUUUUUAUUUUAUAUUUUUACAUGUAGUUUAACUGUUUAAUAACUAAUCAUGCAAUUAUCAAAUACAUAAAUUGUUUGAAAUAGUCGUAUUUUCCAUGGCAUCAAAUGUGGAGACAGUAUUUACCAUACACUAAGCAAAGAGUGUCCAUAAAAAUAAAUUUAGUGUGAAAUGGCUUCUAUUGCAACGUUGCAGGCGAUAUUAUUGUUAAUUGUGUUUCAAAUACGCUUUUCUAAGUUUAUUAUUAUGGUUGCUCUAUAUAUUAUAAGGUUAUGAAAGUUUACAAUAAAAUAUUAAACAUUUUACAUGUCUUCUCUAUUUAUCUCUUCUAAACUCUCUUAUUGGCUAUUCAGUUAGUUUAAAAAGUACAACAGUAUAAGGUUUCGACCUCUACUAAUAAAUUAGCUCUUAAUCUUAUUUAAAGUUUGUUGUAAACUUUCAUAGAACUAGGAGAAUAUAAAAAUUGUUUACAGCAUGAUGUAACAAUGCAGUGAUAUUAAAAGUAAUGAAAUAAAACAUUUACUUGUAUCUACCAUGUUUAUGUACUUCUAAACAUUAUUGCCAUUGAAUCUGAACUAGUCCGUGGUUUUGAGAUGAAAUUGCUGGAGUAGAUACAUCCGCAUCACAGCGCUGAAAGUAGGGUAGAUAAUACUGAUCCAACAAAUAUAUUUUCUGGUAAAAAGGAAGAUUAUAAUGAGGAUAUGGUGGAAGGAAGUGGGUUUUGAAAGUACACUAAAUAUUAUUGAGAGGUGGCAGUUCAAUUAUUUGUGCUUCAAUUUGUAUUUUGGUCUCGAAAUUAACAACAAAACUUUAAACAUCUGCUAUGGUAAACUUGAUAAGUGCAGUGCAGAUUUCUACAUUUUAAUUGGUCGAAAUAAUACUCUUAAGGCAUCCAAGAAAUUCAUUCAAUUCUAUACACUACACUGAUGGGUACUUAAUAUUGCUACUCAGUAUGAGAAAGGGAUUUUUUUAUUUUUAUAGCCAGAGCAGAGUGGUAUGAAUUUUAUUGGAUAGAAAAUGUACUACCUACUCGAAGUAUCAUUAGCUGCUUAAUUAAAUUUUAUCUAAAGAGAAUUAUAUAAGCAGCUGUUGGGCCACCCUGACGACAGCAUCAGCUGCUGUUUUAGUCGAAUAUAAAAUUAAUCAUGUACUUUAAUUCCAGAGAAUUAAUAGAAAAUAGACUGUAAUUAGAGAAUAUUAAGGUACAAAUUUAUAGUAGGGAUGGAAUGAAAUCAGGCCAGUUUAGUGUUUUUAAAAAAGUUUAUUCGGACAUUGACGCGAACAAUAUCGGAUACUCCCAAACAAAGCCUUCAUAUUGUAAAUGGUGUAAGACUUUUUUUUAACAAUUAUGGCAAAUGAUUACUUUAAGUAUGUAAUUGUUAUAAAUUAUAUUUAUCAUGACAUUAUAAGCAAAUUGAAAUACAACAUGUUUAAAACGAA
Molecule: messenger RNA, 5458 nt
Organism: Colias croceus (clouded yellow)
Lineage: Eukaryota; Metazoa; Arthropoda; Insecta; Lepidoptera; Pieridae
Product: muscle M-line assembly protein unc-89-like
Exons: 8
Coding region: 524-2776 (750 amino acids)
Biological process (GO): regulation of transcription by RNA polymerase II
Cellular component (GO): nucleus
Source: RefSeq, a predicted model, not a curated record